Molecule: messenger RNA, 2049 nt
Organism: Pieris macdunnoughi
Lineage: Eukaryota; Metazoa; Arthropoda; Insecta; Lepidoptera; Pieridae
Source: the annotation of a GenBank genome assembly
AUGCUGAUAAGAUUAUGGUUUGUCUCUUUGGGAAAUUCGGUUGGUAUAGAAGACACUGCCAAGGGUUUGCUUUUCAUCAUUAGUCUUGAUUUGAGUGUAAUUAAGAAUGACACGGAAAGCGCAUGCUUGCUGGGAGAGAUCAUCAGGCUAAACGUUCCUUACAAAAUUGCCCUGCCGGAACAUAAUUGUCGCUGUGAGUUCGGCUCGCACUGUUCAGCGACAACAAGCCGCCCAUUCCCCGGUACUCUCAUGCCUGGGUUUCUCGACUUUCACGAAAGAGCGACCUGUUUGAAGCUUUGUUCUACAGUGGUUCUCAAAGUGUACUUCCUAGUGGAUAUUAGGUGGAUCACGCCAGAAGAAUGUGAAGUGUACAGUCGUGACAGGAGGCCCCCACUGGUCAUCCCUAGGAUCACCCAGUAUAGGCAGCCCAGACGUGACCAACGAGUGCAAUAUCCAGAGGAGAGCCUGAAGGACGUGCCAGCAAAAGCCUGGAAUUGGUCUCCGACUUCCGAGAGGAGUCGUCCUGAGCUCGAAAGGAGCUAUAAAUCCAGCUCUGAUAGUCCACCACUAUGGAGCAGCAAGAGACUUGGUGGCUCUACGGAAAAUCUCCUGGCAGUCAACCGUCGUCCAAAUCACCUGCAGCUUCCAGCCUCUUCAUCUGGAGACAGCCUGGAUGUAGAGGUUCGCGAGAAGCCAGGGUACAAAAAGGAAAGAAAGUCGAGGUCCAUGGUGGCGCCAAAGCAGAAGGCUCAGCGACCGCCCAUGUCCUCACCUAGACUCAUGCAUAUACCGAUUGAGGCAACAGUACUUUACGAAUGUCCUGUAAAGCGUACAAAGUUUUCGGAAGGUGGCAAGAAGAGUAAGAAGAAUUGGACGGACUGUUACAUGAUCCUCACCCCCACUGCACUCGUCUUCUAUAAGGACCAGAGGACAUUUUAUGCUACGAAGGUGCCAAAGCCCUUUAAUGCCCCCCCAAGUCCUACUGCACCACGAGCCGAACUAGUCCUACCACUGCUCAAUGCGCACAUACUUCAGUGUAUUCAAAUGCAUACUAGACGAUUCACACGAUCUCUAGUGCUGACCGUAGAACAUGAUCAGUACUUGCUCCAGGUUGAGUCUGAAGAAGGCGCCAAGAAACUCCUGAAAUGCAUUCAGAAUGUCAUUUAUAAACUGGGUCCACCAGCAUUAGAUGACCGCCCAAGUCCACAAUACCAAAGCAGUAACACGGACCUUGAGAGCCUGGGCCGUACUCCACCAGUGUCACGGCACGCUACUAGGAGCAAACAAAAAACUGGUGGCAGUAGCAAUGAAGAUCUCAGUGAUUCAACUGAAGUAUCCACUUACAAGUACCACGUCAGAAGCAAGUUAAAGAAAUUCUUCGCUAAACGACCGGCUAUGGAAGUUCUUGUGAAGAAAGGCAUCUACAAAGAUGAACCAGUAUUUGGGCGUGACCUGGAUGAAGUGUGUCCAUUAAGCAGCCCUCGAGUUCCAGAGUUUGUGAAAGCCUGUGUGAGGGAGAUCGAGAGCAGCGAAGAGAAUAUGUGCACAGAUGGACUGUAUAGAGCGAGCGGAAACCUCAGUCAGGUGCAGAAGAUACGACUGGAGGUGGACCAGAAUAAUUUCUCGGUAAUAGAGAAUACGACUGAUAUUCACGUGCUGACGGGAUCAUUGAAGCUGUUCUUCCGUGAGCUAAAGGAGCCCCUCAUUCCGUGCUCGAUGUUCCAGAGGGUUCUCGAUGCUUGCUCUCUCCGACCGAGAGAAACCAGAAUCAAGGAGUUUAGAGAUAUUGUGCAAGCUCUACCUCAAUGUAAUAGAGAUACUCUAAAAUUUAUUCUCGAACAUUUAUUAAAAGUAACAGAAUACAGUGAGCGCAACAGAAUGCAUACAGCAAACCUUGCCAUUGUAUUCGGCCCAACCUUGUUAUGGACAAAAGAUCUAGAAAGAAUCGCCGUCGACUGCAUACAACAGAAUAACGUCGUUGACAUCUUGCUCAACGACUACAAAGAAAUAUUCGCGGAAGAAAAUACAAAAGGAAAGAAAAAGGCGUGA